Phycomyces blakesleeanus NRRL 1555(-) is the source of this 1173-nucleotide messenger RNA. Its product is annotated as glycoside hydrolase family 18 protein. Gene Ontology annotation, molecular function: chitin binding; chitinase activity. Lineage: Eukaryota; Fungi; Mucoromycota; Mucoromycetes; Mucorales; Phycomycetaceae. The transcript has 6 exons. Bases 1 to 1173 code for a protein of 390 amino acids. Gene Ontology annotation, biological process: chitin catabolic process; carbohydrate metabolic process. The record is from RefSeq and is a predicted model, not a curated record. Gene Ontology annotation, cellular component: extracellular region.
AUGAAGUUAUUAUCUGUCAUCGUUUUUGGUAUUACUGCUUCAUGUUCCAUGGCAAGCAAUGUCCUUGUGGGAUAUUUUCCCAAUUGGCUAUACGCUCGUUUUCCAGUGAGCAGCAUUGACUUUUCAAAGUAUACCCACAUCAAUUACGCCUUUGCAAUUAUGAUCAAGGAUGCUACGCCAGAAUGGACAGAUCCCCAGCAAGUCUCCACUCAAUUGCCUCAACUGGUUACUGCUGCACAUGCCAAGAAUGCCAAGGUCCUAAUCUCUAUCGGUGGGUGGUCAGGAUGUUUAACAUUUAGUUCUAUGGCAGCAGACCCUACCCAAAGAGCUACAUUUAUUGCAUGGAAUGUUGCUCAAGUGACAAACUAUAAGAUCGAUGGUAUCGACAUCGAUUGGGAAUAUCCUGGACGCCAAGGGGCUGGGUGCAAUGUUGUUAGUCUUGAAAAUGAUGCCAAUAACUUCCUGACCUUGCUUCAAGAACUUCGCAAGGCUUUAGACAGUUCAUUUGGAGCCGGAAAGAUUGAUAUCACCAUUGCUGCCCGUGUCCGUACUUUCGAUACUUCUUCUGGAAACAUGCCAGACGUGUCUGCCUUUGCAGCAGUUAUUGAUCGAUUCAAUGUGAUGACUUAUGAUAUCAACGGUGCCUGGAACUCUACAACUGGUCCCAAUGCUCCUUUUAAUUUCCAGCCAGGGUACGGUGAUGCCGAUAGUUAUGUGUCUGGCAUUCAAGCUUGGCUCAAAGCAGGUGUACCCGCCAAAAAGAUUGUACCUGGCCUGGCUUUCUAUGGCCGGUCUGCAAGUGUGGUGCCGUCCGGGGAUAGCUUGGAUGCAUACUGGCAAGACCCCUAUUGUUCAAAGGACCCUGGGGGAUUGUCUGGUGUGUGGCGAUACGGUAACCUGCGGUCACAGGGCGUUUUGAGCUCGCCCACAACAGCUUCGGCAGGAUGGACAAGAACCUGGGAUAAUGUAACCCAAACGCCCUGGCUGUUCAAUCCCAGCAGCAAGAUAUUUAUCUCGUACGAUGACCCCCUCUCAAUCCAGAUCAAGGUUAAUUAUGCUCUCUGCCUCAAUCUAGGAGGAGUCAUGGUAUGGUCUGUUGAUGAAGACUCAAGUGGUGGCGAAUUACUUCAAGCAGCAGCAGCAAUUAGUUCAGGUAAAUAUCAAUAUCAAUAG